Messenger RNA from Danio rerio (zebrafish), 2840 nucleotides. RefSeq names its product DnaJ (Hsp40) homolog, subfamily C, member 10 (gene dnajc10). Gene Ontology annotation, cellular component: endoplasmic reticulum lumen. Gene Ontology annotation, molecular function: protein-folding chaperone binding; protein-disulfide reductase (glutathione) activity; protein-disulfide reductase activity. Gene Ontology annotation, biological process: ERAD pathway; cell redox homeostasis. NCBI's taxonomy places the organism in Eukaryota, Metazoa, Chordata, Actinopteri, Cypriniformes, Danionidae. The record is from RefSeq and is marked provisional.
AGAUGAUCAUCUGUGCGAAAUUGGAGCAACAUUAAAGAGUGAGACGAAAGGUGUCUUGGCUGAUCAUCACACAUCUGUAACCUCUGAAGUUCUUCUACACCAACAAUGGAGAUGAUCCUGAAUCAUUUAACACCUUCAAGGAAGUCUCUGCUGUUUGCCUUCAUCGCAGUAUGGCUUUUCGUUUCCAUUUCCUCCGAUGAAGAUUACUACAAGCUUUUGGGUAUCUCGAGAGAAGCUAGCACACGUGACAUCCGACAGGCGUUCAAAAAGCUCGCUCUCACGAUGCAUCCAGACAAAAACCCUAAUGAUGAAACAGCCCACGACAAGUUCUUGAAGAUCAAUCGGGCCUACGAGGUGUUGAAGGAUGAGGACUUGAGGAAGAAAUAUGAUAAAUAUGGAGAGAAGGGUCUGCAAGAUGAACAGCAGGGAGGAAGAUAUGAAAGCUGGAAUUAUUACAGAUAUGAUUUUGGAAUUUAUGACGAUGAUCCAGAAAUUACCACCUUAGACAGAGGAGAUUUUGAUGCAGCUGUAAAUUCUGGGGAGGUCUGGUUCGUGAAUUUCUAUUUCCCACGCUGCUCACACUGUCACGAUCUUGCCCCUACGUGGCGGGAGUUUGCUAAGGAAAUGGACGGUGUGAUUCGGAUAGGUGCUGUGAACUGUGGUGAUAAUGGCAUGUUGUGCCGCAGUAAAGGCAUCAACAGUUACCCCAGCCUCUAUGUGUUCAGAGCAGGAAUGAAUCCUGAGAAAUACUUCAAUGACAGAACAAAAUCAAGCCUUACCAAAUUUGCAAUGCAGUUUGUGAAGAGUAAAGUGACGGAACUAUGGCAAGGCAACAUUUAUAGUGAGAUUGAGCGAGCAUUUGCUGAAAGAAUCGGCUGGUUGAUAACUUUUUGUGCAGACACUGGAGACUGUUUGGAAUCACAGACAAGACGGAAGCUAGCAGGAAUGUUGGACGGUUUAGUUAAUGUAGGAUGGAUGGACUGCACCAAACAGGCGGAUCUGUGUGAGAGCUUUGAAAUCAAUACCAGCACUACAGCCCUCUUCCCUCCAGGCAGUUCUCUCACUCAGAAAGGCAGUGUAUUGUUUAUUCAGAGUUUGGAUACUAAAGAAAUAUAUGCACAAGUUCUGCAGCAUCUUCCUGACCUGGAGAUUCUCACAAAGAGCAGUUUUGAGCAUAAAUUGGCCCAUCACCGAUGGCUUGUCAGUUUUUCUUUUGGACGCAACGAUUUGGCUUCACACGAGUAUAAAAAACUCAACGCUCUUCUGAAGAACUCGCAUAUACAGGUGGGGAAAGUGGACUGCAUCUCAGAUUCUGAGCUGUGUUCUUCUCUGUACAUACAUAAGCCCUGCGUGGCGGUUUUUAAAGGAGUCGGAAUUCAUGAUUUUGAGAUCCACCAUGGUAAGGAUGCUCUGUACAACGUAGUGGCCUUUGCCAAAGAGAGCGUGAAUGCCCACGUCACCACACUGAGGCCUGAGAACUUCCCCAAUCAUGAGAAGGAGCCCUGGCUGGUUGAUUUCUUUGCUCCUUGGUGUCCGCCAUGCCGAGCUCUCCUCCCAGAGCUGAGGAAAGCCUCAAUCCAGCUCUUCGGACAGCUGAAGUUUGGGACUCUGGACUGUACCAUUCACGAAGGCCUCUGCAAUACGUACAACAUUCACGCAUAUCCAACAACUGUAAUCUUCAACAAGUCCAGCAUCCAUGAAUAUGAGGGCCAUCACUCUGCAGACGGCAUCCUGGAGUUUAUAGAGGACCUGGUGAACCCUGUGGUUGUGACUUUGGGCCCAGAGUCCUUCCAGGAGCUAGUGAAGAGACGCAAGUCCUCAGAGACAUGGAUGGUGGACUUCUACGCCCCGUGGUGUGGCCCCUGUCAGGCCCUGCUGCCCGAGUGGAGGAGAAUGGCACGGAUGCUGAGUGGGAUUGUAAACGUGGGAACAGUCGACUGUCAGAAACACCACUCAUUCUGCCAGAGCGAGAGCGUCAGAGCUUACCCAGAAAUCCGUCUUUUCCCUCAGAACAGCAACCGCAGAGACCAGUAUCAGACCUAUAAUGGAUGGCACCGAGAUGCAUUUUCACUCAAGGCUUGGGCCUUAAGCUCACUGCCUCGUGCCUCAGUGGAUCUGUCACCUGAGGAUUUUAAGAGGAAAGUUUUGGGAGGAAAAGAUCAUUGGGUGUUGGAUUUCUAUGCCCCGUGGUGCGGUCCAUGCCAGCAGUUUGCCCCUGAGUUUGAAGUUCUUGCCAGGAUGAUGAAGGGAACUGUACGAGCGGGAAAAGUGGACUGCCAGGCACACUAUCAGACCUGCCAGAGUGCUGGGAUCAAGGCUUACCCCACUGUCCGAUUCUACCCCACCUUGGGCACCACAAGGCGAGAUCAAGGAGGAGAGCAUAUUAACAGCAGAGACGCCACCGUCAUUGCAGACAUUCUUCGACAGAGACUCCAGCAGCUAGCAUUACAGGGAAAGUCCAAACUUAAAGAUGAACUUUAGGACCCCUUUUGGAUCUGCAGAUGCUGUUGCAUGUGGAGCAGUGACAGUGAUGGGAGAAAACGCACACUUAUGGACUCAUUUUGAUGAGAGAUUUGAGUUUGUUUACUGCCAAAUGGACUGUGGAAAGCAGACUCGCCUCGGCUGCUUCGGAGAGGGAAUAAAUCAGGACUCAACUAGAACCUCUGAAUGUGUUACUGAUGCAAGAAGAGGUGGUCAACAGUGCAAUUAUUUAUCUGUAAUCUGUGAAUGUCCUGUCAACUAGUGUCUUCAUUUCUAAACACAAACUGUGUUUAUGACUGUAAUGUGUUUUUCGCAGCUGCUCCGUUACGGGUUUCUGUGAUUAAACGGUCAAUUUUGAA